CGAGGAUUGGUGACAGUCUUUCCAUCUCACAUCCACCGAUAGUUGAUCUCCCUGACUGAAAACAUUCUCGAAAAUAUCUUCUGCAUCGUACUUGAAAUGCGUUUCGACUCGAGCUUACUGAUCCAGGCCUUCACGGUCUUCUUCAUGAUCCAGCCUGAAUUCGCGUAUGGUGAAGGGGUCCCAUUGGGCUCAUGUCCGGGACAAUAUACCUGCAUGGCUAGAGGCGGGAAUACGUAUUACGCCUCGGACCCGAAAAUCGUCAACAACCAACUCGUCACAUGUCCAUCAUUCACUCAACUGAAAUGUUGUAUCAAAAAGCCAAGUGGCACUUUCCCUUCCGAAGCUCUAUUCAUGUUGGCUUGCCGGUCGAAGCCGUAGUAUAGAAGGCAACAACAAAACCGACGCUUUAAUCGGCCUCAGUAGUUUGCCAGCGCCUUCUUCCCCCAUAUGUUAUCUUGUUCCCACUCAAAUCAGUUAUGACACUUGGAACAAUCCCC
Molecule: messenger RNA, 497 nt
Organism: Puccinia graminis f. sp. tritici CRL 75-36-700-3
Lineage: Eukaryota; Fungi; Basidiomycota; Pucciniomycetes; Pucciniales; Pucciniaceae
Exons: 3
Coding region: 97-378 (93 amino acids)
Source: RefSeq, a predicted model, not a curated record